UGUCAUAUACUGCAAGGGAAGCAGCCAUGAAGAUCAAGCCAGGAAUGACAGUCAAGGUGCGACGUAGCGGUGGAGGAAAACGAACAGUAAUCGUCAAAUCGGUUGAUUGAGCAACUGGCGCUGUUAUUGUACGAUGGGAUGAAGGCGGAGCAGUUUUUCAAAAGUCUGUCACUGCAGCAGACAUACUGGUUUUAAACAAAUUAUAAACUAAAAGAAACUAUGUUCAGAAAAUCAAAAAAACUUUUCGAUGCAUAACUUUUCCUUUCUGAUAAUAUUAAAUAAAGAUCAGCAACUAAACUUUACUUACAAAUAGUGGCAAUGUGCAUUUGUAACUCACUAAUUAUGAAACAUGUCAGCACCUUUUUGAGUCUUCGAGUGUGCGUCUGGGUGUGCAUAUAGCGAUGCGAAAUGGUUUCAAGCGUGGUUGCGCAUGCGGGUGUGCGUGGCAUAUGGAUGUGAAUAUUCUCAAUUGCUCACACCCACCCACACCCACACCCUGUCAUGGGCCAUAAUAUAAACUUUUUAACUAUUAUUGAUACAAAUAUCAUAACGUGUUACAGAAAAUUUUGAAUCACAAUACUGGUUAGAAGUCUCGGUCUGUGUGGAAGUUCAGCUGACGUCAAAUUGGUUUCUACAAAAUUGACACCAGAGAUACAGCUCUGAAAACUAUCAUUGCAAGCAUCAACUCGAACUCGAUCGACUAACUAAGAAUGAAUUUACAAGUCAUACGUUAUUCUGAACUUGGUUGCUUCAGUCUUUGUAUUCAACAGGAGUCUUCACUGAAUACUUUGAAUAUAAAGACUGAGGCUAACCAAGUUCAGAAUAAUGUUUAACUUGUAAAUCCAUUCUUAGUCGGUGCUUACGAUAAUGAUUCUACGAACUGUAUGUCUGGUACUAAUUUCGUGAAAAAUGAUUUGAUUUCAGCUGAUCUCCCACACAUGCCGGAACUUCUGACCAGCACUGAUUCAAAAUUUUCUGUGACAUAUUAAAAUAUUUCUAUGAAUAAUAGUCAGAAAACUCACAUUAUGAUGCAUGAUAUAUUCAGAUGUCUAGCAUAUAUAUAUAUUGCUAAUGUCAGCCUUCUCCACUAGCAAAACAUCUAGAGCAAACAAUAUUGAUUACACGGGUCAAAGUUUAGUAUACAUUAUUUAUGCAACAUCUUUUAUUGGUCUGAGUACAUCUAUUGAAAUUCUAAUUGGAUGUUUCCACUCAGAUCCUUGUAUUCUGAUACUUGAAUGCUAUCUAAUGGAUGUCGACAUCUUUUAAUAUUAAUCUAUGGAUCAUUGCUUUUAGAUAAACCAAGUAAACAAGAUUCAUUUGUAAGUCUUUACAAAAAAAAUAUUACUACUGAAAUCCAAUGAGUACGACAUCAUCAGAUCAAACUAAUAAUGAUCAUUCAAUAACAUCGAAUGAUACUAUUCUACACGAAGAUGAUUUAACUGAACAAGCCAAAAAGCAUUUUCCUUAUCACAGUGAUAUAUUUUGAAUGUUUGAAUAAUAUCGCCAAAGUGUACUUCGUAACGAACAUAUAACACCUGUGGAUUGAAAUUUUUUUCUCUCCGAAUUGCAAAAUUUACACACAAGUUGUAAACAUGUUUUAAAUUAUGCAAUUGAACACAAUAAAUUUGUCGAUCAAAAUUUACCUAUUAUUGGCCCAUUGCUAGUUUGUGGUCUUGUACGUACAGGUACAACAUUACUCUACAAUUUACUUGCCUGUGAUCCACAAUCUCGCGCACCAUUGUACACUGAUAUGUACAUUGAUGUUGUUCCGCCUAUAGCGCGAUCCAAUUCAAUUGGACAAAACCGACGAAUGGAUAUUUUUAUUUCUCAAAUGAACAGUGAUCAAUUAUCCGAUUUACUCAUUCGCAUUUCUGCAUCUCAUGCACAUUUCCCAAUUGAAGAAGAUUCUUAUAUUACACGUCAAGCUGGCUAUUCUCCAAUGCUCACCCUUCUAUCUCACAACGAAGAUGACGAUACUGAGAAUUGGAUUCGUAAUGAAAUAAGCAACGAUUAUGCAUAUGAUUAUCAUGAAAUUUUUUGGGCAUGUUAA
This is a messenger RNA of Rotaria sordida, 2050 nucleotides long. NCBI's taxonomy places the organism in Eukaryota, Metazoa, Rotifera, Eurotatoria, Philodinida, Philodinidae. The record is from the annotation of a GenBank genome assembly.